AUGGGGCUGCAGCCGAGCCCGGUCCUGCUGGCCUCCCUGGGCGCGGGGCUGCUGACACUGCUCGGCGUGGCUCUGGGCGCCUACCUAGUGCGGAGGUCCCGCCGGCCGCCGGUCACGCUCCUGGACCCCAACGAGAAGUACCGGCUGCGACUGCUAGACAAGACGACCGUGAACCACAACACCAAGAGGUUCCGCUUUGCCCUGCCCACGGCUCAUCACGUUCUGGGGCUGCCUGUGGGCAAACAUGUCUACCUCUCUGCCCGGAUCGAUGGCAGCCUGGUCAUCAGGCCGUACACUCCUGUCACCAGCGAUGAGGACCAGGGCUACGUGGAUCUUGUCAUCAAGGUCUAUCUGAAGGGUGUGCACCCCAAAUUUCCUGAGGGGGGGAAGAUGUCUCAGUACCUGGAUAGCCUGAAGAUUGGGGAUGUGGUGGAGUUUCGAGGGCCGAGUGGGCUGCUCACUUACGCCGGAAAAGGGAAAUUUAACAUCCAGCCCAACAAAAAGGCUCCACCAGAAGCACGCAUGGCUAGGAACCUGGGAAUGAUUGCCGGAGGCACAGGAAUCACGCCAAUGCUGCAGCUGACCCGGGCCAUCCUGAAAGACCCCGAAGAUCCCACCCGCUGCUUUCUGCUGUUUGCCAACCAGACUGAAAAGGACAUAAUCUUACGAGAGGACUUGGAGGAGCUGCAGGCCCGACACCCCAACCGCUUUAAGCUCUGGUUCACUCUGGAUCACCCCCCAGAAGGUUGGGCCUACAGCAAGGGCUUCGUCUCCGCAGACAUGAUCCAGGAGCACCUGCCCGCUCCUGGGGAGGACGUGCUGCUGCUGCUCUGUGGGCCACCCCCGAUGGUGCAGCUGGCCUGCCACCCCAACCUGGACAAACUGGGCUACUCACCAAAGAUGCGCUUCACCUACUGA
This is a messenger RNA of Rangifer tarandus platyrhynchus (Svalbard reindeer), 918 nucleotides long. The record is from the annotation of a GenBank genome assembly. NCBI's taxonomy places the organism in Eukaryota, Metazoa, Chordata, Mammalia, Artiodactyla, Cervidae.